Monodelphis domestica (gray short-tailed opossum) is the source of this 1603-nucleotide messenger RNA. NCBI's taxonomy places the organism in Eukaryota, Metazoa, Chordata, Mammalia, Didelphimorphia, Didelphidae. The record is from RefSeq and is a predicted model, not a curated record.
CUAAAAAUUCUUAGAUUGUCUUUUCUAAGCCAUUUCACUGCUGUGGACUGUAGUUGAUAAUGUCUCUGUUAAAUUCACGUCGAGGCCAUCCAAAUCAAGAGAAAUAUAGACACUGGAAAUCUGAUCAAAAGAUGAUGGAGGCUGAACACCAGAGGUCAGAAUUUGGUGGGAGAAGCCUUUCUCAACAGGCUGGUGGCCUUAAGGAGCGAGUGACGUCCUUUGAUUUCAAGGAAGAUCAGUUCAAAGACCUUACAGACCAACAUGAAAACUGUCGCCGGCCCACUACCGUGCCCCAAUAUCCUGGUAUUCAAGGACAUGGAAGUUGUACUAGCUUUUAUCUUCAGGGAUCUCAGAAAACUAUUAACACACACUGCAAAAGCAAGAAGGAAUAUUUAGAGGACUUUGCCCUCCAUUUUCCAUACAGAUUAGCUUGGCUAUCUUCAAGCCCCACAAUGUCAAGAACUAGACCAUGGGACCCUCAGAAGAUGAUGGGCCACCUUCGAGAUAAGCUACCCCUUCAGAAAAGUCUACAGCCCACAAGGUCAAUUCCAAGCAAAGGGGUUAGUCUUUCCACGGGGAAAAAUAUCAACCUCAUAGAAGAAUGACCAGUUAAUUUGUAUGAGCCCGUGUGCUCUUGAAAACUGUGAAGCACUAUGCAAAUGUAGCCUAUGACCCUGGAUUCAAAUCUGUCUUCUCCAAAAGACAGCUACAGAUUUCCUGGGUAGAGGUUUUCUCCUCCAUGUCCUGGAUUGCUAACAUCCUUCUUCCAUCCGUCCAAGAAUUUACUAAGCACUUACUAUGCUUGAGGCCCCCUGAUAGGCAUUAAGGGAGAUAUAAAAAUGAAUAAAACAGCAUGUCUGCCCUCCAAAGGCCUCUGGUUUUGGGGAGAGGGGGUAAGGGUAAAUACAGAUUAUAAUAAUAAAGUCACAUAAAUAACAAAAAGCUAGGAGGAACCCCCUCCCGGUUGAGGUCAUCAGAGAAAUCUUAAUGGGGGAAAUUGGCAUGAGCUGAGCCUUGAAGGUAUGGAUAGAAUCUUCAACAGGUAGAGCUAGCUCAAAGGGAGGAUAUUCUAGGAUGGUGUUGUUCAAAGAUCACCAAAGCUGGGAGCCAGGAGACCUUGGACAAGUCACUACCCUUCUUUGGGCUUCCUUACCUCUCAGAGGGCAUAAAGAUCAAGUGAAAAAAUGGAUCUCAAAGCUCUUUUGGAAACUUUUUUUAAACUAAAAAUCUGAAAGGAUUUCAUCAUCAAUUUGCAUGGGAACUAGACUACAAUUUUGCUGUUUGAUUGAAGAACAUUUGCAGAAGUUUGGGAAGAUGACAUACUAACUCAGCUAGACAAGCCAUUCCUUUCCUCAUCUCUAAUGAGAAGACUCAAGGUCUAAUGAGAAGGUCUCAAGAAGGUAGAAUGACUUCCCUAAAGCACCCCAAGCCAUGGAGGCAACUCCAAGUCCAAAAUCAGACUUUGUGCUAAUUCAGGCACUGGAGUUUCUGUUGGGAAGUGAAACAGCUAAAAGGGGGAUGGCUACAAGUUGUUUACUUGGUGAGGCUAUCAAAUCAUUGAGUUUUUUUGCUAAUAAACACUUGCAAAUUUUCUGUUUCCAAA